AUGGCUUCCCAAACAGCAACCUCGAAGCAGCGGCAUCACUGCGAUCACGAUGGCUGCAGCAAGUCUUAUCUUAGAGUGGAACAUCUGAAUCGCCAUCGUCUCACUCACCAAGAACGUGCUUUCUCGUGCUUUCUCUGCAAGAAGCCUUUCACACGCAAUGAUCUCCUCCAAGCCCACAUCCGACGACACGAAGAUGUCAACUUGGAGAAUGUGGAUAAGCCGCGGGAAAUCACUCCACCACCUUGUGAUCAUGGUGACCAUCAAGAGCCUUCAAGGAAGCGUACGAAAGCUGGCUGGGAUUCAAGCGCUCGACCUUUUGCCCCUCCUGGAGAGAUUGACUUUGAAUCUGCACCAUUGCAGCAAUCUGCUCGUGUGGAUGUUCGCUCAGAUCCAUAUUCGAUGGCUGAACCUCAAGGGUUUCCGCUGGAGCGAGUCAUUUUUGGUGCGCCUGCCGAAGGUCCACUUCUUGUCCAGGAUGAUAUGCAGCAGGAUCCAGAAUUCCAGCUCGAUGGGCAGCAGAUGGAUGGCUUUGAUGCGAAGCUCAUGAUAUCUGAUGAUCUGUAUCAACGUCUUGUCGCUGAGCUUCCUCAACUUGCACCUCUCACUUCUGACAACAAAGGUUCUCUACACAUGCUCUUUCGUCGUGGCUUCGAGUAUAUGGAAAUAGUCAUGCCAAUUUUCCACCGGCCAACAUGUGACGUAUCCGACUUGUCGAUCUCAGUCAUCCUUGCAGUGUGUAGUUUGGGUGGCAUUUUGGAGGGCAACUCAGACGACCAUGAACUUGGCUUGGUCAUUUACAAGCAUCUGCAUGGCAGCUUCUAUACUGUAGCAAAAGAUCAAGACAGUGAUUGGUUUUUGGCGAAUAUCCCGGCUGUUCUCAUGAUAGAGCACAUUGGGUGUUAUACACUGGAUCAUAAAGAGCAUGUACUGACAGAUUUCACCCGCGCAAUGACGACAAUGAAAUUCAGACAAGGCAGUUUCCUGUCACAAACGUCACAUGGUGUCGAAAUGAGUGCGCGAAGCUUGGCUGAACGAUGGAAGCAGUGGGUGGAGAGCGAAUCCAAGAUAAGAUUUGCAUACUACAUUUUCCUAGCCGACGUCAAGGGCUCCAUACACUUCAUGCGUCAUUCAAUGCUAUCGACGAGUUUGCUAGAUCUUCCACUCCCCUACACAACAAGUAUCUGGCAGGCCACCACAGCAGUAGAAUGGGAAAACGAGUUGGUGAGGUACAAGCAGGCAACAAAAAACUUGGCUACACCGAAAAUCGGACAGCUGGUGGCUCUAUUUCUUGGACAUGGCAUAUUAGGUCAUGAGCAUAAACUCCAUUCUCAAGACCCAUUUAUAUUGGAAAUCCUAGUCCAUGCGAUUGUGUCAAAGAUCUUAGAUCUUGGCCGUGCCAUUCCAACAGCAUCUUCCAAAGCUAUCGAUCUACUCAAGAGAUCAGAUUUGGCUAAUGGACUGGCACGGUGGAAAUCCUACUUUGACCAAAUUGACGUUCAGGGUCGAGAAACUGAAACUAGACUUUCUGCUCUGGGAACUUAUCAUCUGGCGAGCAUUCUCCUUCGAGAGGAGAUCUCGGAUUUGAUCGCAGUUUUUGGAACAUCUCAUCUGGGAAGUAACACCGCGGACUUCUCACCAACCAACAGCGAUGACAGAAACAGCAAGCAAGAUCCAUCUCCAGUUGGCAAGGAUGCAUGUAUACAUGCAGUGAAGAUCAUCGAAAUAUAUCUAAUUCAGAUCUCCUCGACCACAGUCCAAUCGUUCUAUCAGAAACGUACGGCCAUCAUUGCAUGUCUAAUUCUCACCACCUGUUUGUCCAAAUCGCAGCAGCCACAGGAGCCAAAGGGACGCCAGGUGGUCUCCCACAAUGGGAGCGCAGAAAACAAAGUAUCGCAGUUACUCGACUUGCUAGGAGAUCCAGAAAGCCACCCCCUUGAUCGUGACUCUCACCAUUUCGAAGCGGCGCUGGCAGUAGCUACUCAGCUUGUGAAGUCGGUAAGAGAUCAUGUUGCGACCGAUCCUGGCGACAUAUUUGUGUCCUCCACUUCCAAACAUGGUGUUAUAAUGCUGAAGUUUAAUAGCUCAGAACUCUUGCCUGGCUCUGGACGAGUUCCUGAGACGGCCUUGAUACCGAGAGUGCACAGUAUCCAUUCACGACAUCCCUCUCAGACUCCGAGUUGGCGUGCCAGAAACAUGCGGCUUAUAAAGGGAAUGAGAUCUGUCAUGUUGACUUGCCUCGACAUCAACCGACAUGAUUUCCAAAGAGCGACUGCCUCUAGCAUAGGAAUGACGACGUUCUCUAGUCUCGCCCGUCAGAGGAGAGCAUGA
Molecule: messenger RNA, 2328 nt
Organism: Cadophora gregata
Lineage: Eukaryota; Fungi; Ascomycota; Leotiomycetes; Helotiales; Ploettnerulaceae
Exons: 9
Coding region: 1-2328 (775 amino acids)
Biological process (GO): regulation of transcription by RNA polymerase II; DNA-templated transcription
Cellular component (GO): chromatin
Molecular function (GO): zinc ion binding; DNA-binding transcription factor activity, RNA polymerase II-specific; RNA polymerase II cis-regulatory region sequence-specific DNA binding
Source: RefSeq, a predicted model, not a curated record